AAGAGGCCAAAUAAAUAAACGCGUCCUUUACACCUUCAUGUCCUCCUCUGAUUCUCAGCAAGUCAAAAAACGCAGAAUGUCUACCGAACCUGAGGCUUCAAUUGCACCCAUCUCUCAGCUUCUAAUCAAGCGUCACUCAGAAAAAGCCAAAACACCCUCGAGAGGGUCUGCUCUCUCCGCAGGCUAUGAUCUAUACAGUGCCGAAAAGAAAGUCGUUCCGGCUCAUGGAAAAGCCUUGAUUGACACGCAAAUUUCUAUCGCCGUCCCAGUAGGACACUAUGGUCGUGUUGCUCCAAGAAGUGGUUUAGCCUCUAAGUUCAUGAUUGACACUGGGGCAGGAGUCAUAGAUGCUGAUUAUCGUGGGGUGGUUUUUGUUUUGCUAUUCAAUUUGUCGGACAAGGAUUUUGAGGUCGAAGAAGGUGAUCGGAUAGCACAGCUCAUUAUUGAAAAGAUCCAUACACCUGAGAUCCUAGAAGUACAGGACCUGGAUGAGACACUUCGUGGUGGUGGCGGAUUUGGAUCCACUGGUGGUCAUGGUGCUUUAUAAAAGGUAACCUUUAAGCAGCAAAGUAUGUAGUGCUUGUGUCAUAAAUAUUUUGAAUUUUGCCUCGCAAAUCGAUUUGCGAGUGUUGUCAUUUGUGCGCUUAUAUCGGCGCUUGUAAGUUGUUAUGUAAUCAACUAUU
Molecule: messenger RNA, 683 nt
Organism: Lentinula edodes (shiitake mushroom)
Lineage: Eukaryota; Fungi; Basidiomycota; Agaricomycetes; Agaricales; Omphalotaceae
Product: dUTPase-like protein
Exons: 5
Coding region: 38-547 (169 amino acids)
Biological process (GO): dUMP biosynthetic process; dUTP catabolic process
Molecular function (GO): dUTP diphosphatase activity; magnesium ion binding
Source: RefSeq, a predicted model, not a curated record